Salvelinus namaycush (lake trout) is the source of this 5222-nucleotide messenger RNA. RefSeq names its product protein phosphatase 1 regulatory subunit 21-like. Lineage: Eukaryota; Metazoa; Chordata; Actinopteri; Salmoniformes; Salmonidae. Gene Ontology annotation, cellular component: membrane; early endosome. The transcript has 21 exons. The record is from RefSeq and is a predicted model, not a curated record. Bases 818 to 3205 code for a protein of 795 amino acids.
GCAAUGUAAACAUAUGUUUCCCAUGCCAAUAAAGCCUCUUAAAUUGAAUUGAAUUGAAAGAGAAACAUGUUUUAUUUUGAAUGUUAAAAUGGGAGUUUUUAAGACAGCUUCAUGCAUUACAGAAUUAACAUCUGGUAAUAGAAACUGGGCCAUAGAGGAUUAUUAAAAUUAAAAAAAAACACUGCAGGGAUUUCAAGGGACAAAGCCUGUCUCCAAAAGAGAAAGCAUGGGACAACAGAACUUGCCACCUACACACAUAAAAAUAUAGCUAGUUUUAAAAACGUGAUUAAUUUAACACAUCACACAGUGGUAUGAAAGGUCAUCGCUGACAUAAAAAGGGUCUUGUAGGUGUAGCUAUUCUUCCAACCGCUAGAGGUCUUCGUUACCCAAUGAAUUUCCCCCAAAAUGUUGAACUUUGAACUUGGGAGGAGUCGCUAGUCACGGCGGUGUUUUACAGGUUUGCAUUUACAAGGAUUUGGACUGCAUUUCAGGGAGGACUAAGGCUGUCAGUCAUCAUGGCCAUUUCGAUAGCCUAUUUUAUUGAGCGAGCCAAUGCUAUUUCGUGAAUGAACCUGCAAGAGGUGCUUUUCUGAGUAGUUUUGCUCGCGAGGUGGCUAACGUUAGCUAGCCUAAUAACAUCCGGCUUUACCUCUCAAGAUGAUUAACGUUAGGUAGCUAGCCACCCUUUCCUACACGAUACUGUUUUUCAGUCACAGGAACCAACUGUCAUUUAACGUUAGACAAAUAACGUUAUUCAUCUAGCUACUAUACGUACUGUAUUGGUUUUCUAUCUAGCGCUAUCUAUUUUUCCAAAGCAAUGGCUGCAGACCUGCAAGCAAAAUACACCAAAUUGGCCCAGGAGUAUUCUAAGCUCCGGGCCCAGAACCAAGUCUUGAAGAAGGGCGUGGUAGACGAGCAGGCUAGCUCCAGCUCUCUGAAGGAGCAGAUGAAGCAGCGAGAGCAGAGCCUGAGGAAGGUGGAGCAGGAGAUGGAUAGUCUCACCUUCAGGAACCAGCAGUUGGCUAAGAGGGUAGAGCUGCUGCAGGAGGAACUGGCUGCCAGCGAAGCCAAGGGCAAGAAGAGCAAGAACAAAGGGGACUCCCCCUCCCAGCAGGGCUUGCAGCAGACCCAGAGUGUGUUUGAUGAGGACCUGCAGAAGAAGAUCCAGGAGAACGAGAGGCUUCACAUCCAGUUCUAUGAGGCUGAUGAGCAGCACAGGCAGCAGAAGGCUCAGCUGAAGGUCCGGUUGGAGGAGCUGGAGAGAGACCAUGAACAGCACCAGGCCAUAGUGGACGGACUCGCCUCCAAAUACAUGGACACUAUCGAGAGACUACAGAGUGCCAAGGCCAGACUAGAGGUGAAAUCCCAGACUCUGGAGGGGGAAACUAAUGAGUGCAGAGUUCAGACAGAGGAAUGUCAGCAGCAGUUGAGGAAGUGUCAGUCAGAGCUCAACAGACAGGUGAAACAGAGCAGUUGUGUCAUCCAGGAGAAAGUGCCCUUCAACGACACCAAAUUCAGUGACUACAACAGCCUCAAUGUUCCACCACACAACAGAAGACACCAGUUGAAGGCCCGAGACGUGGCUGGUCAGGCCCUAGGCUUCGUCCAGGACCUAGUGGCGGCUCUGUUAAACUUCCACUCCUACACAGAGCAGAGGGUGCACAUCUACCCCCUGGAUUCCUCUAUCGAACCCAUCUCACCACUCAACCAAAAGUUCUCCCAGUAUCUACAUGAGAAUGCAGCCUAUGUGCGCCCCCUGGAGGAAGGACUAGUGCAACUACACCAGAGCAUCACAGAGGACACAGUAACAGUACUGGAGACUGUGGGGAAACUGAAGGACUUUGCUGAUCAUUUCACAUCCUACACCCACUUUCUGCAGAAGAUUCUACCAUACCAGCUCAAAAGUCUGGAGGAAGAGUGCAGGGCUCCUUUGUGUACCUCCUCUCUCAUCUCUAAGAACCAGGAGCUGCAGAGUGGCAUGAAGAGAAUCACGUCAGUGUUCGACAAACUACACAGCUACAUCAUCCUACUGGCCUUACCUAGUGUUCGACAGGACGCCAUGCCCCAGAGCAGUUGCUCUGCUGUCUUCACCCAGCUGGCUGCCUGUCUACACAGUCUUCACGAUGCCGUCAAAGAGAUGUCUAAGCACUACAGCCAGAAGGCCGGUCUGGAACAGCAGUUGCCUACAGUCACUCAGAAGCUCUGCACCACUAACGAGUGUCUGCUGGCUUCCCUGGGCAUGUUCACCAACACCACCGACAAGAUUGCGACGUUCUUCAGCAACAACCUGGAUUUCUUUACAUCUUCGACAGGCUAUGGUCCGAGAGGGGGGGUGGGGGCCCUUAACCCCCUGCAGGCAGAGAGCAUGCUGGGUAACAAGAAGAAGGCUUCUGACUACAUGCACGCCAUCAGAAAGCCCAGAGCUGAGUCUGUUCCAUACAGAGAGGCCCUGUUGAACCGCCGUGUUCUAACCAGCUCUACAGAGAGCAGACAGGGACUCACACAACAGGUGAUGGCGAGCCAGGAGAAGAUCGCUCGUCUGGAGCAGGAGAAGGAGCACUGGCUGCUGGAGACCCAGCUGGGCAGGGUGAGGCUGGAGAAGGAGAGCCAACGCAUCCAGGACUUGGAGACACAGCUCUCCUCUGCCCUGGGAGGAGGAGGAGGAGGAGGAGGAGGCAGCCCAGCCUCAGCCCUCUCCCUGGGUCUGGGCAGCCCAGCCCUCACCAGCCUGGAUGAUGGAGAGCUGGAGGAGAGAGGAGUAGGGAAGGACGCUAUGAUAAGCACCAGUCUGGUUGGCAUGUUGACCACAACUCCUACCAACGAGGAAGUGGGAGACGAGGAGUCCAGAGAACAGCUGAUUAAGGCUCACUACAUGGCCAGAGUAGGAGAACUCACCACACAGCUACAGGUCUCUGACAGCAAGGCUGUUAACUUCCACGCUGAGUGUCGAGCCCUGGCCAAGCGUCUGGCCAUUGCAGAGAAGUCACGGGAGACGCUGACUGAGGAGGUCAAAUUGGCUAAUCAGAACUUCACACGUCUGCAGGAUGAGCUUGCCACGACCAAGAGGAGUUACAAGGAACAACUCAGUAUGAUGAGCGACCACCUGUGCAGCAUGAACGAGACUCUCAGCAAACAGAGAGAGGAGAUUGACAUACUCAAACUGAGCAGCAAGGGAAACUCCAAACUCCUAAAGAAGGGUCGGUAGGAAAUGAGUCCAUUGGGGAAACUGGCUCCAUUUUGGAUCAGCAGCGCACCCUUAACUGAGAGAAGGGCUGGACUAUGGAACCACCCACCCACUACAGCCCUGCCAGCUCCACACCACCAUACCACCAAGAUGGAGGACCCUGUUAGACUUCUCCAUCAGAGGGAGGCUAUUGGGGGGGGGGUCUCUACCACUCUGCUUAAAGGAAUUGUGUUUCUGAUUGACACAGAUAAUGACUUUACGUGUCAAGUGCUUCCCAGUGUGUGGCGGAAGCAGCUGCUUGACCCUUUGCACUUUGGUUUGUGGGAGGAAGUGGAAAAAUGUAAAGGAAAGAUUAUAUUUUCCUCCCCCACCAACUAGUCAGGUCAUGGAUGCUGACUACAGUCAGGGAAUGAAGACCACCUGGCCCUGAUGGUUAGUGUGUCUCUUCUCUCUGUGCUAAAUGUGGAAAUGACGGCGAUUUGAAAUAUUCAAUUUGCUCUUAAGUGGAAGGAGGAUAUCGUGUGAGCAAGUGAAGUGUUAAAUUGUGUGCCUGACUGGCUGUCUGGGUUGUUGUCUUUGUCUAAUAGUGGGACUGUAGACUGUCAUGCCAGGCUUUGAGGGACUGCUAAUUAUUAUAACUACAUUUUAUAUUUGGACUAUUUUUUUUAGAUUCAAUGAAAGAUUAUUUGUGCAAAUGUUGUGACUUGUGAGGGACUACGUUCAUUAUAUUUACCACAUUUUACUUGAAGGGCUGCACCAGAUGAAAUUAAUCAAUGAGUGACAUAUUAAUUAGACACACUAGCCUUGGAUGCCCAGGCUUCGCUGUUUAGCGGAGGCCUAAGACCGAGGCUAGACACACACUUGCAUACAUUCCCUUAAAGCUGGAAUCCUUGAUGGUGAAUUAGCCACGUCUGUUUGCGAUAUUACAACAACAAAGAACUUAGGAUUUUUUUUUUUUUUUUUUUUUACAACAUUCCUCAGCUCCGCUUUGUUAACAAAACAAUAACUGCCGUGGGGUGGAGAGUAGCUCUGUUUCCCCUACUGAGAAUUCCAUUUUUAUCUCGAUGUCCCAUCUGUCCUCGAACGAAUGACAUGGAAUAGAUCUGACCCGAUUACCCAAUCAAUUCUGACAUGACAGAUCUGUUCCACACGUUACAUUCUAUUUGAACUAAAUGAUCUGUGAUGUUGCACAAGGUAGAGUUCAUAAAAUGGUGUCUGUCUGUGAUGUUUCUCUAGUAGUUGUAACACCAAAGUGUGUAUGGAUGUGCACUGAGGAGAACUAUGCUUGUGUCCCAAAUGACACCCUAUUCCAUACGUAGUGCACUACUUUUGACCAUUGCCUUAUGGGCCCUGGUCCAAUGUAAUGCACUGUAUAGGGAAUAAUGCGGUGCCAUUUGGGACACAGCAUGUCGCACCAGUCUUCAAACCCAUGUAUCAUGUAUGGAGAAAAGGGUUUAUGUGAAUAUAAUACAUUAUUGUACCGUGUACUUUAACAGAAAUAUACAAAAAAAGAAAGGCAUUCGUUUAAGGUUUCCCAUAACUAUUUUCCAUGAUGACCCAAUGAAAUUACUAGUCGAUGAUCAAUGGAAAAGAGCAGAAACACAUCAAACUAAUCAAUCACUCACCUGCAUUUAGUACUUGAUUAUUGGGGCCCAGAGAACUGAAAAUAUUUGCCUAUUGGAAGGCAAUACACACACAAAGGUCUGCUCUUUUUUUUAACCUCCAGUAAGACUAUCAUGGUUUGUGUACCCAUUACAAUUGUAUUAUCGGCGUGUUGGCAAGCUAAGGUAGUCUACCCCUUGUCUGACAGUGUAGUGACUUCUCUAACAGUUCACAAUUAACAGCAGGGUUGUGUUCAUUAGGGCACACCAUAGCUAAACUUUUAACAAUAGAAAAUGAAAGUCCAGUUAGUAAGUUGCUGUUUCACUCAGUUUUUGAAAAUUUUCUUCCAUUUUGUACCUCCUGAAAACAACCCUGGACUCUUAUUGCUUGUGUUCUAGUGACAUUUAUAGUGUGGCCAAUAAAAUUAAUAAUCUUA